Hypoxylon trugodes is the source of this 1914-nucleotide messenger RNA. RefSeq lists its product as uncharacterized. The record is from RefSeq and is a predicted model, not a curated record. Gene Ontology annotation, molecular function: protein binding. The coding region runs from base 1 to 1914 and encodes 637 amino acids. The transcript is spliced from 4 exons. NCBI's taxonomy places the organism in Eukaryota, Fungi, Ascomycota, Sordariomycetes, Xylariales, Hypoxylaceae.
AUGAGUGAUCACCCCGCAAGAGAUCCCCGACAAGGGGAUAGUCAGCAUGAACGGGGCCACACUGAAACACAGAAAGAAUCGCGACGCCAGGUAACUACGCCAACAUCCGCGGACCAACCACGGGUGACUUACGGCGGGAGUGGUUAUAAUCAGCCCGCUGAUCAAGGUCGGACUAGCUCAGCCCAUCUGCAAGAGAGAGAUACCCAAUCUCCUCGCCAGGAUCCGGGCGACCAAGCCGACCAAUCUUCUCAAGCCUGGAGUAUGGGUGGACACUCAUACCAGCAUAUUGGGCCGCUAAGCAUCAGCGGGCCGGCUCAGCCGCAGACUCGUGUCGCUACUUGGGUCAGCUCUGUUAGGGCUGCUUCACCUAUAGACCCGCAUACCACAACGGCGAGCGAUGUUGAAAGCCAUUAUAGUGGUCCGAGUAACCCGAGCAGGCAGCCCUCUCCCGAUCGCCAAGAUCUUCUGUAUAUCCUCCCGCCUGGUACGCAACUACCUGAGAGACUAGAGAGAGAAGAGCGCGAAAACCAAGUAGUUAUCGUCGAGAACUCGAGAAGAAAUCGUCGUAGGGAGGAACGUGAGGGUCGUCGUGAUGUGAACAACGGCGCUGGAUUUUUGGUCGAGCCAGGCUAUAGGGAGCUAAGACACGAUUCUGGACGGGUUCUGUCAGCUCCCAAUACUAGAAUCCAAAAAUCCAAAAGUCCCACUAACACCACAAAUGAUCGUCGUCUGCGCCAUAAUCCAACAGUCAAUCACCAAGAGAAGAAAGAAACCUCAAAAGCGAAAACGAAGAAACCCUUACCAUCAUAUCUCCAGCGAAACAAGGCGGACGCAGCUUCAGACCCGAAUAGGAAAACAUGGCUCUUUAAGUUUCCCCGAGAGCUGUUGCAUCAUAUCUCAUCAUACCUCUCACCAGAAUCCGCCAUCUGCCUUACGCUGACCUGUAAGCUGGCGUUGCACACCUUGGGAACGUCAUGGUGGGAAGAUGAGGGGAUUCGCAAACGCUGGUACGUUGACCCGACGACUAUGUCGGUGCCACGAACGUUACUCAUGGAACUUCUAUGCCGCGAUGCCGAAGAGCUUGGUUUAGAGUUUUGUAAGGCCUGCAACACACUACACCCGCCAUUGAAAAGACCCAAUGAGCAUCGUCAAACUAAGUUGACCAAGUAUUGCUGGGGCCAGGAUGCGAUUAUCGAUUACUUACCCCAGGGUAAAGAUGGACUUGGCUAUGGCCUCGUUUUCGAUCAUAUUAAACAGGCUAUGAGCACCGCCUCUCCUGACUCGAGUGUACCAAUCGAACAUCUUUCUGGCUCAUUUCGGGUUCCACAUCCCUACCUUAACUACAGCGUCUCAUCUUCGGCCCGCCGUAUUGAGGGUAAUUUGGUGCUCCGCCACGAAUACUGCUUUAGUCACUCCAGUAGAGCAGUUUUGAAGGCUACCGAUAUCCUGGACCUUCCAUUCAGAAUUUGCCCUCAUCAGACCGUGAUAGUGGAGCCACCACCGAAAAAUCGUUAUAUUAGGAACUCAAAUUCUAAUGGCCCUCUUUUUACACACUCAAUCGUGUCGGCUUUUCCUGUUUUAAGGAGAGCUGGAGUUCCGAAGCCUUGCGUAUUUCGGAAAUCGACGCCACUCGAGAGGCAGAUGAUGUUUUCUGCUGAUAAUGGAGAAGACGUCAUUUUCAAAUGCCGGUCUUGUGCUACGAAGUGGAAAGUCGAAUAUUUAAGGGGCAGUGAUGGAGAGGGGCGGGCAGAGAUUAGAAUUGCAGUAUAUCAUUGUUUUUUCAAAGAGUUGUACUCCGCAGCUAGAUGUUGGCCCUGGCUCGUGAGGCGUGAGGGUGAACUAUUAGGUGAGGGUAAGAGAAAUAGCGAAUACUGGAGCCAAGGAAGAUCAUAUUCUGAUUUCAAGAUCGACUGA